UCAUAUUUCCUCGCCUGUGAGCUGGGAUGAAGUGAAAAUACACAAUGGGUCCAGUCGCGCUCCUCCACAUGUCUGUUUUCUCCCAGAGUUUUUCACCCUGUGGUCGUUUCUUGGCCGCGAGCAACAACUACGGCGAGAUCGCCGUGUUCAGCCUCUCUUUAGCUCUGAACCCAGAUGCAAGUGGACUGAGCCAGAAACCGGUCUUGACCUUCACAGCUCAUGAAGGUCCGGUCUUCUGUCUUCUGUCCACCAACUCCCACCUGUUGAGUGCUGGGAACGGAGAGAUUAGCGCCUGGAGCUGGGCCGAACUUAUCAAGAAGAAUACCAAACCCGUGUGGACAAGACGACCACAUUACAAGUCCAGUCUGGAGAUCCCAGAGAUCAACGCCAUGACCAUCAAUGCGAGAGACAACAGUCUUGCAAUUGGUGGAGGUGACAACAACAUCCACAUCAUGGACCUCGAAAACGGCAUCUUUAAGUCGGUCCUUCAGGGUCAUUUGGACUACAUCCACUGUUUGAGUGUGAGGGACAGGGAGGCUGAGAUCCUGUCUGGCAGCGAGGAUGGCGCUGUCAGGAUCUGGGACUGCAGGAUGGGUCAGUCUGUCCAUUGCAUUGAGGUCUACAAGUACGAGAGCUGUGCUCGGCCUCAGUUUGGGAAGUGGAUCAGCUGUUUGACCACCGACUCGGACUGGAUGCUGUGUGGUGGAGGUCCCUCUCUAUCUCUGUGGCAUCUUCGUUCCAUGUCUCCAACCUCUGUCUUCCCUCUGACUGGAUGCCAGAGACGAGCUGCCUUCCACCAGGACAUGAUCCUGGCUGUGGGUGAAGGCCCAUUUGUGUCUCACUGCCUGCUGGGAGGGGAGGUCAAAGCUCAGAUCCCGUGCACGCCUCAGUCCCUCAACACACUGGAGAUAAACAGCAGCAGCCCUGAACACCGGGUUCUGACAGUAGGAGGCAGCAGUGAUCGUAUCGAUGUAUUCACCAACCUGUCGUACAGAGCCUUUUCAUUCAGCUUCUGACUGAAUAAAUCACUUUAAAAGUGCACACUUUUUAUUGCAAUAAAAUGCUUUUUCAUUAA
Molecule: messenger RNA, 1075 nt
Organism: Thalassophryne amazonica
Lineage: Eukaryota; Metazoa; Chordata; Actinopteri; Batrachoidiformes; Batrachoididae
Gene: thoc6
Product: THO complex 6
Exons: 13
Coding region: 45-1016 (323 amino acids)
Biological process (GO): mRNA export from nucleus
Cellular component (GO): transcription export complex; THO complex
Molecular function (GO): protein binding
Source: RefSeq, a predicted model, not a curated record